Messenger RNA from Lampris incognitus (smalleye Pacific opah), 3058 nucleotides. Its product is annotated as tRNA-dihydrouridine(20a/20b) synthase [NAD(P)+]-like. The transcript has 13 exons. Lineage: Eukaryota; Metazoa; Chordata; Actinopteri; Lampriformes; Lampridae. The record is from RefSeq and is a predicted model, not a curated record. Gene Ontology annotation, biological process: tRNA processing. Bases 299 to 1705 code for a protein of 468 amino acids. Gene Ontology annotation, molecular function: tRNA dihydrouridine synthase activity; flavin adenine dinucleotide binding.
UCCGUCGCAUUUUACUAUGUCAUACAGUUCAAAGGUCGUGUAACUGUCGCGGGAAAUAGUCGUCGACGACUGAUUUUCGCCGUGUGUUUUGUCAUUCAGAAAGCCACUAUGAUCUAUACGUGUUAUCUUCGUUUACUCAUGUGGACGCCGGGACAGUGUUUACGGUCGUGACAGCUGUAGUGGUGAAACAGAGUUUAGGCUGUCAAACAGACUGAUCCACAAACCGACUUCCACUCAUUCCAAUAGUGUACUUGCUAACCAAGCUGUGCUAGUCAGCUAACGGUGUUGGUGGAGCAACAUGAGGACGUCAAAUCCCGGUGUGACAGAUAUGUUUCAAAGAGGAAAGGUCCUGAAAAUAUGUGCCCCGAUGGUUCGGUAUUCCAAGUUGGCAUUCAGAUCUUUGGUAAGGAAAUAUGACUGUGAAAUUUGCUUCACUCCAAUGAUAGUCGCUGCGGACUUCAUGCGAUCUGUCAAAGCCAGAGACAGUGAAUUCACAACAAAUGAAUCUGACCGACCUCUUAUUGUGCAGUUCGCUGCUAGCGAUGCCCAGACCUUGGCUGAUGCAGCCUGCGCAGUUGCUCCUUUCUCAGAUGGAGUUGAUCUCAACUGUGGCUGUCCCCAGAGAUGGGCCAUGUCAGAGGGUUAUGGUGCAUGCCUUAUCAACAAGCCUGAACUUGUCAAAGACAUGGUCAGAAAGGUCCGAAACCAAGUGGAUAAUCCUAACUAUACAGCAUCCAUCAAAAUAAGAAUUCACAAGGAUCUAAGGCAGACAGUAGAUCUUUGCCAGAAGGCUGAGUCAGCCGGUGUGUCCUGGAUCACAGUUCAUGGGCGUACAGCAGAUGAACGGCACCAGCCAGUCCACUAUGAUGCCAUAAAGACGAUAAAAGACAGUGUGUCCCUCCCUGUCAUUGCAAAUGGUGACAUAAAGUGUCUCCGUGAUGUGGAAUCCAUUCACCGGCUCACUGGUGUUGAUGGUUUGAGACCCAAGAUGACAUUGCAGUGGACUUCCGUGGCUUUCUUUCUCUACGUGGAAGUUGGCGUUCUUCUCAUCCUUUGUUUGCCAUUCAUCUCAGCAAGGAGAUGGCAGAUUAUAUUCCAGUUGAGCAUCUGGAACAGUGUGGCUAGGUUCUGGAACAAGGUGUUUCUCACAAUGAUCAUAAUUCUUGUUGUUCUCUUCCUUGAUGCUGUGCGCGAGGUGAGGAAAUAUUCAAGUUCAGACCAUGGAAAGGAUGCUAAGCUGCACCCUAAUAUGUUUGAUCACCUCCACAUGAAGCUCUUCAGAUCCCAGAGGAACCUCUACAUUUCUGGCUUCUCCCUUUUCCUUUGGCUGGUCAUGAGGCGGGUAAUAACUCUGAUCAACCAACUGGCAACAGCCUCUGGCGCCAUUGCUGCCCUUCAGACACAGGCAGAGCACACCAGCCAGGCUGCCAAGAAAUACAUGGAGGACAAUGAGCUGCUAAAACAGACUCUGAAGGACGGUAAGGGCGAUAAGACCACUGUAGAGGGCAUGGAGCUGUUGAAAAAAGAGGUGGAGAAGCUUAAAGGAGAACUGAAAACCGUAGAAGAUGCCCUGAAGAACUCCCAUUCUGAAGCAGGGGCAAUGAAGAAGCAGACUGACAGCCUGGCUAAGGAGUAUGACAGACUGUUAAAAGAAAACCAAGUACUACAGAAUAUUCAUGACAGCGAAAACAAAAAGGACAACUAGAUACCAUGUGGAAAACAAGUACAAGUUACCUUUGACUGAUGUCUUGAGCCACAAUCCUCCAAGGCCUACUGAGUUUAAUUAACAUCUGUAACAGCUUUGAUAUAUAGUUAAAUUAUAUUUGAGAAGUAAGUUGACCUGGUGGGAAAUUUUAUUUUUCAUUGGGCUCCCAUGCUUUUGCAGUUGUGGUUCAGGGUAGAGACUAUGUGAUUAAUGAGAUUUUCUCAAGUGCAAACCCUAUCUGUCAGGCAGAUUAGUUGGUAAACACAACUAAGUGGAUUUGGUGUCGAGGUCUGAUCACAGAGCACUUGCUUAGUAGUAAUACAUUACUAGGAUGUCAAUUAUUUUAUUGCAUUUCAUUUGUCACUUAUUUCUUGAUAGUCGCACACCUCAGAGCACUGGAAUUGCCAUAGAAUAUUUUUCAACCGAAGCCAAACUGUACUAUUGCAAUCAAGAGCUGUGGUAAUGUGCAGUGAAUGUACUUUAGUGCAGUGGGUCUGCUACUUUAUUUCUGCAUGUAGCACAGCUCUGUUGCAGGCACUUCAGUCUUAAACGUAAACUCUGUGUUCUUGCAUGGCUACUCUUUAUAGUGUUUCACUUGAGCAUGUUUUUGUAUAGUAAUGGUAAAAUUGCUGUUGGACAAUGAAUUUUGAUACUUUUUUCUGUUUUAUUCCAUGUUGUAUGUAUUCUGUGCUCCAUUUUUGGAAUCAUAUAAAAAGUGUUUACGUCAGCUGACAUUUCUGACAUGUUUUUAAUCCGUUUAUCUUUUUUUACUCAUUAAGUGUCAGAGAAAAUAUGCUCUAUCAUGACUGUUGAAAGGGCUUUUUUUUCUUUCUUUUCUUUUUUUUUCAGUUUUAGCAAGCGAGAUUAUCAGGUGUUUAAACCCAGCCCUGUUUUCAGUUUCUCCCAAAUUAAAGAAACUAGUAAAGCUGUGUGACGGUUAAAAAUAGUCCUGUGUAAAUUCCCUAAGUCAGAGAUGAAUGACUUCAAUGUUUCUGCCAUUUGGAAAGGUCCAAAAAUGUCUGACUUAUUUAGCAAAUAAUAUGCACUUAAUUGGGAGUCUUAUCAUUUUACUUAAACCCAGUGCUUUCACUACCUUUUGUCAUCUGAAGCUUUAAAUGUAGCCACAACUUAUUUACUGGAGCAUAAAGCAGUUGUUAUAUGAAAUAUUAGUUUUCUAGGCAUGCUUCUGGUAAGAAUGCUGUGAUAUUUUUCCAUUUUUGUUCAUGUUAUAGAAAUGAUGAAAGUGGCUCGGAUGAAUAGUUCAGUAUUUUUGUGAAUAAAGAUACAUUUCCUUAUUCUGUGUUGGUCAGAAGACUGCAACACACAGUUUGGGCUCAUCUCCGCCCCGUGCAA